Nannospalax galili (Upper Galilee mountains blind mole rat) is the source of this 768-nucleotide messenger RNA. It is a transcript of the gene CUNH12orf57, whose product is annotated as chromosome unknown C12orf57 homolog. Gene Ontology annotation, biological process: post-embryonic development. Lineage: Eukaryota; Metazoa; Chordata; Mammalia; Rodentia; Spalacidae. Bases 313 to 693 code for a protein of 126 amino acids. The transcript is spliced from 3 exons. The record is from RefSeq and is a predicted model, not a curated record.
UGCAGGCAUACUUCCGCAAGUGUUACAGCUCUUUUAGAAUUUGUCUAGUAGGUUUUCUGACUUUUGUCGGAAAACCCCUUUCUAAGUCAGUAGUUGCAAAUGAUAGUCUUUGGUUCUCUGUUUGGGCGAUGGUGGUGGUUAUUCGGGCCCGAUUCUUUGUGGACUGCGUGCCGAGGUUAGGGCUGCGCCGAGAAACUUCCGGCUUGUGCUGAUGCUGCUUCCCUUCCGCCUCCACCGGCCUCGGGAGUUGCGGUGGGAGGCUGCUCCUUCGUCCAAACCUUUUCUGUGUUGCCACCAUACGAGCAGUUUCUCAUGGCGUCCGCCGCGGCUCAGCCCGUGGCCCUGAGCGCAGAACAGGCCAAGGUGGUCUUGGCGGAGGUGAUCCAAGCAUUCUCGGCUCCAGAGAACGCCGUGCGCAUGGACGAGGCUAGAGACAAUGCGUGCAACGAUAUGGGCAAGAUGCUGCAAUUCGUGCUGCCCGUAGCCACGCAGAUCCAGCAGGAAGUUAUCAAAGCCUAUGGCUUCAGCUGCGACGGGGAAGGUGUCCUUAAGUUUGCCCGCCUGGUCAAGUCCUACGAAGCCCAAGAUCCUGAGAUAGCCAGCCUUUCAGGCAAGUUGAAGGCCCUGUUCCUGCCGCCUAUGACACUGCCACCCCACGGACCUGCUCCUGGAGGCAGUGUGGCUGCGUCCUGAGAGCUGAUCCCUUCAUUGUGCCAGGGAAACAAGACCUUGGUGUUCCGGAGGAUAAUAAAUGUGCCUGUGACCAAG